Ogataea philodendri is the source of this 3657-nucleotide messenger RNA. RefSeq lists its product as uncharacterized. Lineage: Eukaryota; Fungi; Ascomycota; Pichiomycetes; Pichiales; Pichiaceae. Gene Ontology annotation, cellular component: endoplasmic reticulum membrane. Gene Ontology annotation, biological process: intracellular calcium ion homeostasis. The coding region runs from base 1 to 3657 and encodes 1218 amino acids. The record is from RefSeq and is a predicted model, not a curated record. Gene Ontology annotation, molecular function: P-type ion transporter activity; ATP hydrolysis activity; ATP binding. The transcript has a single exon.
AUGCCCCAAGAACUGGUCAACAGCGACACCAUCGAGUCGUCGCAGCUGCUCAAGCCUAAGCCGUGGCUCCUGAAGCCGUAUGUGCUUCCGUUCUUGGUCAUCUACCCGGUGUACUACAACCUGUACACCAACCACUACGAUGAGUACUUUGUUGGAAGAGAAUGGACGUUUGUCUACACAUUGACGCUUCUGUCGAUCCAUUCGCUGAUUUGGCUGCUCCCAAGAUGGAACUUGAAUCUGAACGUCAGUUUCAAGUACGUUCCCGUGAAUUCUUUGAAAGACGCCUCGCACAUUUUCAUAAGGGCAAAACCAAGCUUCGGUAUCAGCGAGAUUUCGCCUAUCCGGUUUGAUUCAAGGGCCAAACGGCUCUCGUUCCUGUACCAGAAGAGAAAGUACUUUUGGAAUGAGGAGUUGUCCAAGUUCUCACCUCCGAUCUUUGCCAUCGACGACGAGUCGCUCACUAUCCUCAAACUCAAGCAAUCUAAGGGUCUCAAGGCCAGCCAGAUUAGCUCUCUCGAAGACACCUACGGCAAGAACAAGUUCGACAUCCCAAUCCCAACGUUUUUGGAACUGUUCGUCGAGCACGCUCUUGCUCCGUUCUUUGUUUUCCAGCUCUUCUCCAUCGCCCUGUGGUGUAUGGACGAGAUGUGGUAUCUGUCUCUGUUCUCGCUCUUUAUGCUUGUCAGUUUCGAAAGUACCAGUGUUUACCAGAGAAAGACAACCAUGACUGAAUUCCAGAGUAUGGGAAUCAAGCCGUACGAGAUCUACUGCUACAGAGACCAGACUUGGACCAAGAUAUCCACUGACGACCUUCUUCCUGGCGACAUUGUCUCUGUGACCAGAACUCCUCACGAAGACCUGUCUGUCCCGUGUGAUCUUGUUCUCUUGGAUGGCUCCUGUAUCGUCAACGAGGCCAUGCUUUCUGGAGAAUCCACUCCGCUGUUGAAAGAGUCGAUCAAGUUGAGAGACGAUUCUGAUUUGUACCAACCAGAUGGACUGGACAAGAACUCGCGUCUUCACGGUGGUACCUCCUGUUUGCAGGUGACUCCACCAGAGAAACCCCUCGUUAAAUUGGCCCCAGAUAACGGUGCUUUGGCUUUGGUUGCAAAGACCGGAUUCGAAACCACUCAAGGUUCGCUGGUCAGAGUCAUGAUCUUCUCCAGCGAGAGAAUGUCGGUCGCCAACAAGGAGGCCUUUUUCUUCAUUUUGUUCUUGCUUGUGUUUGCCGUCAUUGCCUCCUGGUACGUUUGGGUGGAAGGUACAAAAAUGGGUAGAGUCCAGUCCAAGCUGAUUCUCGACUGUAUUAUUGUGAUCACCUCUGUUGUUCCUCCUGAGCUUCCUAUGGAGCUCACCAUGGCCGUCAAUCAGUCUCUGGCUGCUCUUGGAAAGUUCUACAUCUACUGUACCGAGCCGUUCAGAAUUCCGGUUGCUGGAAGAAUCGACGUCUGCUGUUUUGACAAGACUGGUACUUUGACCGGAGAAGAUCUUAUUUUUGAAGGUUUGGCUGGUUUCAAGUCCGAGAGCGCCAAACAGCUAUUCCGUGCCGACGACGCUGCUGUUCCAGCUGUCACUUUGGACGUUCUGGGUUCUGCUCACGCUCUUGUGAAGCUGGACGAUGGAGAAAUCGUUGGUGACCCAAUGGAAAAGGAGACUUUGAAAGCUUCGGGCUGGAAACUGUCCCAGAAGUCCAAGAACACCGUCGAGGGCCACAAGAGAACCGUCAAGAUCUUGAGAAGAUUCCAAUUCUCGUCUGCAUUGAAGAGAUCCUCGUCCAUCUCCAAGGUUAACAAUCAGGUGUUGGUCAGUUGUAAAGGUGCUCCAGAAACGAUCAAGGAUAUGCUGGUGGACGCUCCUUCCAACUACGAGGAGACGUUCAAGUCGUUCACCCGUUCCGGAUCCAGAGUGCUGGCCUUGGCCUACAAGUACUUGAAUACCGACAAGAACAUUGACAGCGUUGAAAGACACUCUGUUGAGAGCGACUUGAAGUUUGCCGGAUUCAUUGUUUUCCACUGUCCUAUGAAGUCUGACGCUGUUUCCACGAUCGAGAUGUUGAACGAGUCCAGUCACAGAUGUGUGAUGAUCACCGGAGACAACCCGCUGACCGCCUGCCAUGUUGCCAAAGAGGUUGCUAUUUUGACCAAAGACGUGUUGAUCCUGGACUUACCAGAAAAACACUACCCUGGAGACUCUGAGCUUGCUUGGAGAAACGUGGAGGAGACCAGAAUCAUCCCAUUCAACCCUACACAGGACUUUGACGAGACUUUCUUGGAGAAAAACGAUAUCUGUAUCACUGGUUAUGCUCUCUCAAAAUUGACCGAGCACAAGCAGCUCGACAAGCUCAUUAGACACACCUGGGUGUACUCGAGAGUGUCUCCUUCGCAGAAGGAGUUCAUUCUUAACUCGUACAAGAACCUGGGCUACAAGACAUUGAUGUGCGGUGACGGAACCAACGAUGUGGGAGCCUUGAAACAAGCCCACGUUGGAAUUGCUUUGUUGAACGGUACAGAAGACGGACUGAAAAAGAUACAGGAAAACAAGAAAAUCGAAGCUAUGCAGAAGGUGUACGAAAAGCAGUCUGAGAUCAUGAAGAGAUGGGGAAACCACCCUCCAAAAGUUCCUCCUGCUAUUGCACACUUGUAUCCUCCAGGGCCAUUGAAUCCAAAUUAUCUGACAGCCAUGGAGAAACAGGGUCAUACCAUCACUGAUGAUAUGAGAAAGAUGGUGGACUUUGCCAACAGACAGCCCCUGCCGCCUGUUACCCCAACGGGAACCACUCCUUCUCAGAAGUCGACUUUUGCAGAGCAAAUUUUGACCAGCAUGCAGAACCAGGACCAGGACGGCGAGGAAGAGGCACCAGUUUUGAAGCUGGGAGACGCCUCUGUUGCGGCUCCGUUCACCUCGAAACUUGCCAACGUUUCUGCCGUCGUGCACGUCAUCAGACAAGGAAGAUGCGCAUUGGUUUCGACGAUCCAAAUGUACAAGAUCCUAGCGUUGAAUUGUCUGGUCUCGGCUUACUCGUUGUCUGUCCUUUAUCUUGCCGGUAUCAAGUUCGGUGAUGGACAAGCAACGGUCUCCGGAUUGUUGUUGAGUGUUUGUUUCUUGUCGAUUUCUAGAGGAAAGUCGCUGGAGAAGCUUUCCAAGGAAAGACCGCAGCCGGGCAUCUUCAACAUUUAUAUCAUGGGCUCGAUCUUGGGACAGUUUGCUAUCCACCUGAUUUCGUUGAUCUAUAUCACCAGAGAGGUGUAUAUCUUGGAGCCAAGAGAGCCACAGGUCGAUUUGGAGAAGCAGUUCAGCCCAUCGUUACUGAACACGGCCAUGUUCCUAAUCCAGCUGUCGCAGCAGGUUGCCACGUUCACCAUCAACUACCAAGGACCGCCAUUUAGAGAGUCCAUCAGGGACAACAGGGGAAUGUACUAUGGAUUGCUGGGUGUGACUUUCCUGUGCAUUUCUGGAAGUACUGAGUUCAUGCCGGAGCUGAACGAGGCCAUGCAGUUUGUCAAGAUGACCGACCUGUUCAAGUUCAAGCUGACGGCAGCCAUUGUGCUUGACUUUGGAGUCAGUUGGGCCAUCGAGCUGGUUUUGAAACACUUCUUCAUGGACUUCCAAGCAGCAGACAUUGCGCUUCGUGAGGAUGAGGAGGACAAGAAGACCAAAUAA